This is a messenger RNA of Penicillium alfredii, 1182 nucleotides long. RefSeq names its product urease accessory protein UreD. The coding region runs from base 1 to 1182 and encodes 393 amino acids. Lineage: Eukaryota; Fungi; Ascomycota; Eurotiomycetes; Eurotiales; Aspergillaceae. Gene Ontology annotation, molecular function: nickel cation binding. The transcript has a single exon. The record is from RefSeq and is a predicted model, not a curated record.
AUGCGACAACCAUCCAUGCCGAUUCGAUCGCCCUUCGAGUCGUCCAUCGCGAAGCCGGGCCAGGGCACCGUUGUCCUCUCCCUCCUCCCUCCCGCCAAUCCCACCCUCACGACCCUCACCUACAAAUACCCAUUGAAGUUGGUCCCACGGGCACCGGGCUUUGUUCCCAGCCCUGAGCCAUCUGCACUUUCAGAUUCAUGUCCCUCGCGACCCAUCCACCUCUACCUCCUCACGUAUGGCGGUGGGCUCCUACCAGGAGAUCAUAUCGAGGUGUCGAUCACACUCGAUGCCAAAACUAGAAUGGUGGUAACCACACCGCAAGGGAGCACGAAAAUCUUCAAGACCGACCCCAACAACAGUGACAAUAGCCCCAACGUCAUCAAGGGCCAUCGAAAACAAAUGCCCGUCAACGAACACCUCUCUGAUAUGAGCAAGCAGACCCUGGAUGUGCGAAUCGGCCGACAGGCAGCCCUUUGCUACCUGCCAGAUCCGUCAGUCCCUUUCCAGCAUAGUCGCUACUCUCAGGUACAAACCUUCACCGUCGACGCCACCGCCAAAGGUGACGAGCGCAGCAGCCUCUGUGUACUCGAUUGGGUGACCCAGGGCCGCACCUCCCGUGGUGAAGACUGGAACUUUCGGUUCUGGCGGGGUCGCAACGAAGUCUGGGCCACCGACGAGAAGACAGGCAAGAGCCGGCUCCUGCUGCGAGAUUCGGUGAUUCUGGACGAUGAAACCGAGGACAGCGAGGAUGAUGAUCUGGAUGAGGACCACCGUGGGACUGACAGCCACUCUGGCCGUGUCGACACCCCGCCGCCACAGGCCGGCCUGGCGCCCAUGAACGUCCUCCAAGAACGUACUCGACCGCAUGGCGUAGUGGGAACACUGAUCUUAUCCGGACCGGUAUUUGACAGCCUCGGCUCUUUCCUGAUCAACCAAUUUGCUUCCCAGCCACGCAUUGGUAGUCGAAAUUGGUCGGCAGCAACACCGUCCUCGGUACCGGAGCCGUCCCUUAGCACUAAGGGCAAUGUUACCUGGACCGCGGCGCGUGUGCGAGCCGGCUUCGUUCUGGUUAAGUUCGGUGCCAAGGACUUUGAGACAGCUAAGCACUGGCUGGGUGGCCUGCUCCGCGAAGAGGGGAGUGUGAUACGAGAAUUUGGCGAAGAAGCGCUCUUCUGCCUAUGA